Pyricularia pennisetigena is the source of this 696-nucleotide messenger RNA. RefSeq lists its product as uncharacterized. Gene Ontology annotation, molecular function: phosphatidylcholine lysophospholipase A1 activity. The transcript is spliced from 2 exons. Lineage: Eukaryota; Fungi; Ascomycota; Sordariomycetes; Magnaporthales; Pyriculariaceae. Bases 1 to 696 code for a protein of 231 amino acids. The record is from RefSeq and is a predicted model, not a curated record.
AUGCACUUUACGUAUGGUCUCGCGGCCGUGGCCUGCCUCGUGGGCACGACACUGGGUCAAGCCAAGGUCAAGUUCAUGCCACUCGGUGACAGCAUCACCGAGAUCACCUGCUGGCGGGCGACGGUAUGGGACAACCUCGUCAGCGCGGGCGUGGCGUCCCGGACCGACUUUGUAGGGUCGUCGACGACGAACCCGCAAAACUGCCAGGCGCGCGACGGCAACUGGAACAAGCGGCACGAGGGCCACUCGGGCUACCAGGCGGUCGACAUUGUGCGCAACAACCUGCCGGGCUGGCUGAACCAGAACGUGCCCGACGUGGUCAACUUCAUGCUGGGCACCAACGACGUCAACCUCGGCAACCGGCAGACCUCGGAGAUCCUCGGCGCCUACACGGGCAUCGUGCAGCAGCUGCGGGCCAAGAACCCGCGCGUCAAGGUCAUGGUCGACACGGUCCUGCCCCUGCCCUUCAAGCAGGCGCCCAUCACGGCCCUCAACAACGCCAUCCCCGGCUGGGCGGCGGGCCUGAACACGUCCCAGUCCCCCAUCGUCGUCGUCGACGUCGCCGCCGGAUACCCCACCUCGGCCCUGAGGGACCAGGUCCACCCUAACGCCGCCGGCGAUGCCAUCAUUGCCGCCAAGAUCUCGCCCGUCCUGAUCCGCCUGAUCAAGGACGUCAUUGCCGAGAAGGGGCUGUGA